Molecule: messenger RNA, 4707 nt
Organism: Procambarus clarkii (red swamp crayfish)
Lineage: Eukaryota; Metazoa; Arthropoda; Malacostraca; Decapoda; Cambaridae
Product: hemocyte protein-glutamine gamma-glutamyltransferase
Biological process (GO): peptide cross-linking
Molecular function (GO): protein-glutamine gamma-glutamyltransferase activity
Source: RefSeq, a predicted model, not a curated record
UCUUAUUCCUCGAAGGCCAGUUCCCGGUUGGCUUAUAUAUACGGGGGUGUGGGAGCCGGGAAGCCAGUCGACGUCCAACCACGGUGCGGGGCAGUACGUCAAGGACCGCCUUCUCUUCCGCUUGACUAUAAACAGUUGAGUUGGCCAUUUUUUGUGACGACGAUGGCUGCCACUGCCACCGGUUACAACAACUGGCUCAACAGUCUACGGACCGACUACGCUCGCACCAUCGAGAGACGCAGGCUCGAUGAAGCCGAGGCUGAAAAACCACCCACUUCUGCCAACAAAGUUGACCGUCUCCACUGGUAUAUCAAGGACAAUGCUAAAACCCACAAAACUAUCAAGUUUGAUCUUGUGCAUGACCAAAAGGCAGCCAAGCCAGUGCUUCGCCGAGGACAAGCAUUCUACCUGGCCAUCAGGUUCCACAAUGACUUUGAUGUUACCAAGGACCGUGUUAUCCUCAACUUCAAAUUUGGACAUAAACCAGCAGUUCAGAAGGGUACAAUGGCUGUAAUUGUUGUUGAGAAUGACAAGUUUACAAAGACCAAGAGCGACUGGGAUUGUCGCAUUGACCCUGGCAGUCGUGGCAAAGAUCUCGUGUUGCAGGUCUACAUUCCAGCAGCUGCCAUGGUAGGCAUAUGGCAUUUGGAUAUUCGUAGUGGCCUCCAGGACUUGAGCCAGGGCCGAGCAAUGAACCUCUACAGUGAUGAUACCGACUGCUUUGUUCUCUUCAAUCCUUGGUGCAAAGAUGAUGCUGUAUACCUUGAUGAUGAAACGAAGAGGGAGGAGUAUGUGAUAAACGACAAGGGUAAAGUGUACGUAGGUGCUUAUAAAAAGUCCCGAGGACGUCCGUGGGCAUAUGGUCAGUUUGAUGACGUGGUUCUUCCUGUUGCCGUCUACAUCCUGGAACUAAGUCGUGUUGCCGAUUCUGAACGUGGCAACCCAGUCCAGGUUGUGCGAGGGGUUUCUGCAGGAGUCAAUGACACUGACGAGGAAGGAAUUUUACAAGGACGAUGGGAUGGGGAGUACAGUGAUGGUGUCGCCCCAUUCAAAUGGACUGGUAGUGUUAGAAUCUUGGAAGAUUUUGUGAAAAAUGGAUAUAAGCCCGUUAAAUAUGGACAAUGUUGGGUCUUUUCUGCUGUUGUCACUACAAUUUGUAGAGCUUUGGGAAUCCCUUGCCGAUCCGUCACCAAUUUUGUUUCUGCUCAUGACACCAAUUCUUCCCUCACUAUUGACAAGUUCUUUAACAAAGAGGGAAAAGAGAUUGAAGGUGGACCUGAUCAGGAUAAUUAUGAUUCCAUUUGGAAUUUCCAUGUGUGGAAUGAUGUGUGGAUGGCUCGAAAUGACCUUCCACCAGGCUACGGAGGUUGGCAGGCAAUUGAUGCCACACCUCAGGAAGCAAGCGAUCACAAGAUGCAGUGUGGACCAGUUUCAUUACAGGCCAUCAGACGAGGUGACAUUGGUCUGAAUUACGAUGCCCCAUUUGUGUUUGCUGAAGUAAAUGCUGAUGUAAUGCAUUGGGGUGAGGACCCAAAUAGUAACUGGGGAUGGAGCAGGAUGAAGAUGAACCAGUACCACAUUGGACGUCAGAUCCUGACCAAGUGUCCUGGUGUGGAGGAUGAUGUUGGGGACAAGGACCAAGAAGAUGUAUUAAGUGAUUACAAGAAUGAAGAGGGCACUGAAGCAGAGCGUCUGGCCGUCCACAAUGCUAUCCGUGGAUCAAACAGAGCUCAGCAAUACUACGACUAUAAGAAGGAUAUAAAAGAGGAUGUUUUCUUUGAUUUGAUAGAGAUUGACAAAAUCUCAAUUGGUGACCAAUUCCAGGUCAAGGUUGUGAUCCGCAAUGAUUCUGAUUCGACAAGAAAAGUCAGUGCCUAUCUCUCCGCCCAGUCCAUUUAUUACACUGGUGUAAAUGUUUCUCUCAUUAAGAAAGCUGAGGGAACCUUUGUUCUGCAGCCUCAAGAAUCACGGGAUGUGGCAUUGACUGUGAAGUAUAAUGAGUACUGGAAGAAGUUGGUAGAACAGUGCAUGGUGAAGAUUUAUGCUAUCUGCCGUGUACAAGAGACUGGUCAGACCUGGACUGAGGAGGAUGACUUCCAGAUAGAGAAGCCCAAGCUGCAGAUUGAGACUGCUGAAGAUGUAAUAGUGCGUAAGCAGUGUGAAGCCACGUUCUCCUUCACAAACCCACUAGACGUUCCCCUUACUGAAGGCCAACUCAGUGUGGAUGGUGCUGGGCUAAUGCGACCAAGAGUAAUCAAAAUUGAGAAUGAUGUGCCAGCUAAGGGAUUGUUCACCCACACUAUCAACUUCCUACCACGUAUUCAUGGAGAGCGCAAGAUUAUUGCUUCUUUCAACUCCAAGGAACUCUUUGACAUUGCUGGUGCCAAGUCAGUCAUUGUCCAGAAACCACCACAAUAAAAUGUUCUUGAUAAAAUAGGAUGUAAUCUGGAAUGAGGGCCAAAUUAAGGCAGCUGAGUAGCUUUAAGGUUAGUUUCUUGUGUUGGAAAUGAUCAGAAGAAUAACUUGGUAAUCCAGCUCACACACAUGAAAAGGUGACAGUAAGUAAUUAUCAAAAAGAAGGCACCAAACCGGGAAGGCUAUGUAAGAAGGUGACAGUGUUUCAGUCUGUCCUGGAUCCUUAAUAAGUCACAAUAUGACUCAAUAAGGGUUCAGGAUGAACCAAAACAUUGUAAAUUUUCAUCCGAUUCAUGUGUGUGUGCGAGUGUGUUUUUGGUAACAUUUUCUGCCAUAUUAUUGUGACUUAGUUAUCAAGACAUUUACUGUUUAAAGUACUUUUAAGUUGGUGAUUACUUAAAUUAGAACUUGGAUACUGUGUUUAUUUCUUAUUCAAGUAGAGUACAAUAUUCAUAAUGGGAAAAUAAAUUUAAGGACACUAAAGACGGAGUGGUUAGUGCAUUGGGCUCUCAACCAGGCAGGGCAUGAUGUUCAGCCAGGCUAUCUUACACCUAAUACACCUGUUCACCCAGCAGCAAAUAGGUACCAAGUUGACUAUUGAGGGUUGCAUUCUUGGAAAGGUCAGUCGUUGACUAGUGGAUCUCAAUAAAAAGCGUAACAGGUUUCCUUUUCAUAAAGAAGGGAAACUACAUUGUUGUAAAUCAUACAUGAUUUCCAAUAAAAAUUUAGUGUAUUAUGAUCUAAAUAAUGGGUGAAUUACUUGCCAGUCUCUUUUGUAACUUAAGAACGAGAGAGCCAACUUGAGAGAAUGAAAUUAGUACAAGUUACUAACUGAGAGACACUAACACUGGUGGCCUUGACGAGGACAGGAAGCGAAUUAUGCAUUAGAAAGCUUUUCCAUUACUUAGAGUUAUUUUUACAGUUAUUCUUUUUUGCAGCUAUUAACAUAAAGUAAUUGAUUUAAAAUAUUUAUUAUGUAAUCUACAAUGCAAUUUGGUGAAUAAUUUUAUUUGUCUUUUACAUAAACAAAUUUAAAUCAUUUAUUAUGUUAUGUCAUUUACAAGUUGUGAAAUGAAAUUAUCUAAAAUUUUUUGGCUUAUAUACCUGCUUAAAAGUGGCUUUUAAAAGCUUUUUAUUAUCUAUAUGCCUUUUACCGCUUGACUAAGUUGUAUAUGAAGACCAACUUUAAAACAGGCAAUUAACUUAAAUUCUCUUCACAUGUAAUAUGCUUAAAACUGUUUGCAAUAGCAUUAGUACUUUUGAGUAUAUAAAUACUAACACAUGCAGUAUAUGUAUCUUUAGCAUUUGCUGUGAAUUAAGAGAAAUUUAGUUUUUUGUAGAUUGCAUUCAUGAAGUAUUCUAGCCAGGAAGUUCAAGUAUUUUAAUUAUAUUGAUGCAAUGCUUAUGAACAGAACAUAAAAGCAUUGGCAAAUUAUUGAGUUAAGAACACAAAGUAAAUUAAAUCUAUCAUUUCAUAUACUGUAAAGUAAAUGUUGUCUAUCUUAGUAUAGACAACAUAACCUAGAGUGGCAUAGUGGUCAGCACCGAUGGCUCUGAACCGCAUGUUUUCGAGAUCAAUUCUUGUGCAGGACGACAUUUUUCGGAACAUUUCCCUAUAUCUGAUGCAGCUGUUCACCUAGCAGUAAAUAGGUACCUGGGAAUAAGGCAACUGUUGUGGGAUGCAUCCUGGGGCCAUGUCAGUUGUUGGCCUUGGGGGACCUUGAUAGGCUUUGCAGGCUUCUUGUCCCCACACAAUGGGGGAAACUAUAUUUGUUCCCAAUUUUUUGGUGCUUGUCUGUGUUCAUUCUUGAAUUAAAAUUGUGUUUUUUAGUCAAAAUUGUUAAGUUUAGAAUUGUUGCCAUCUGAAUGACUUCAGAUUGUAAUUAGAACGAAAGAUUCUAUUUAAGAAGAAGAUACUGUACAUUUGAUAUUUUUGUAUAAUAUUUUGCAAAACCAAUUUGUUUUAAUGGUAAAAUAUUUACAUAUACUGUAACCAUUUGUUUUUGUUUUAGUAAAACAAAAAUUAAAGUAUUAGUGUUUUGAGUACUCACAGAAAAUAUUGAAAAUAUGAUACUAAUUUAGUUAUCUGUAUCUGUUUAGUUAAUUUAGUAUCUGUUAAUAAAAUAUAAUUGUAACAUUAAUAUAUUAUUGUUCAAUACAGUACAGUACACAUUUAUCCUAAACCAAUUUAUGUAACAAUUUUAUUAAUGAGUGUUUACAGUAUAUUUGUAGUCAUACCAUAUAUUUUUUCUUGCAAAUGGUGUAUGCAUUUCAAUAAAGAUAUUACAAAAC